This is a messenger RNA of Zasmidium cellare ATCC 36951, 711 nucleotides long. RefSeq lists its product as uncharacterized. NCBI's taxonomy places the organism in Eukaryota, Fungi, Ascomycota, Dothideomycetes, Mycosphaerellales, Mycosphaerellaceae. Bases 1 to 711 code for a protein of 236 amino acids. The transcript is spliced from 2 exons. The record is from RefSeq and is a predicted model, not a curated record.
AUGGAUUCGCUGCAGCAGCAAGCUUUCGAUAAUCGCCUGAUCUUGGGUGCAGGCGCGGCAGCACUCACUGGCAUACUCGGGUUCGCGACAUGGCUCUAUCGUGACUAUACCGCGUGGAUCGACUUUGGAACAGGAGGCACUCCGGCGAACGUCUCUGGCUAUGUCAGAAUCUCCAAAUUUCGAGUCUUGCGCGCUUUCCCCGGCGACGACCUCAAGGACGCCCCAACACUGUCUCAAACCGGUCCUCGUACUUACCCAAGACGCUUCCGCGCCGCGAAGGGCAGCCACCUCGAAUCAUUGAGCGCACACUACCACAGCGACACCGCGUACGAUCGCCUGCAUGCUCUGCCGAAGAAGUACGCGGACCAGUUGAGUGACGCGCUGAAGUUGGACAAAUCUGUCACCGAAGGACGCACCACCGACGCAAUCUACGCAUUACCAGCACAUCGGCAUGGCGCACACGACAAAGUGCUUGGCGACGAGAUCGCACACGUCCAUCCUGCAGAGAACUCGUUGCAUGUGUGGCUCACCGAGACGGAUACCUACAAAGUGGUGUCUGCGGGUUGGGGAGAGCGAUUUCCUCUCGCAUCGCUGGGAAUGGUGAACGCGGGUUGGACAUUCCUUUAUGCACCACGAAACAUGGAGGAAGUGGCUGUCAUUGAAGAUAUCUUCAAGGCGGGAAUCGGACAUUUGACGGGCAAGAGGCUGUGA